This is a messenger RNA of Lemur catta (Ring-tailed lemur), 2677 nucleotides long. It is a transcript of the gene FBXL13, whose product is annotated as F-box and leucine rich repeat protein 13. The transcript has 21 exons. Lineage: Eukaryota; Metazoa; Chordata; Mammalia; Primates; Lemuridae. The coding region runs from base 83 to 2569 and encodes 828 amino acids. Gene Ontology annotation, molecular function: protein binding. Gene Ontology annotation, biological process: SCF-dependent proteasomal ubiquitin-dependent protein catabolic process. The record is from RefSeq and is a predicted model, not a curated record. Gene Ontology annotation, cellular component: SCF ubiquitin ligase complex.
CCGGACGCGCCCCGCCCAGCCCUGGCGCGGCGCCUGCUGCGCGGGUUGCGUGAGCCCGCGGAGCGCACUUCUGCCUCGGACCAUGGCCUCGCUACGCAAUGCCAACCCCAGGCUGAGGAGCUACUUCAAGGAGAACUACAUUCCUCAGGUCUGCGAGGCGCUAUUAUGCGGUAUACUUGUUACAUGUCCUGAGGAUCCACUGAUAUAUUUAGAGGAAAUGAUCAUGGUUAUAAUUGAAAAUGGCCUUGAAAGUCUUCUUUGGGAUAUGUUCAUUGAACCAUCAGUGAAACCAAAAAUUCGAAGAUUGUCUGAAACAUACCUGGAACAACUUUUUGGACUGGAUGAUCAGCUGAUGACUCCAGAAUUGAUGAUAAAAGCAUGUACAUUUUAUACUGGACGUUUAGUAAAGACCCAUUUUUGCACUUGGAGAGACAUAGCAAUACCUAGGGUACGUGAAGAUGAGGCCCUGGCUGAAAAAAUGAAAAGAGCAGUGGCAUAUUACAAUUUCAGACUUCAAAAAUCUGUAUUUCAUCGCUGGCAUGUUUAUAUGGAAAAUCAAAAAGAAAUAUUUAAUGAUAUAAUAAUGCGGGUACAGCAGAUACUCUAUUAUCGCAAGCUGAUAAUUAUCCUAAAAAAAUGGCGGGAAAAAGCAAUACGUAAGAAUCAAAAGAAAGAAGAUGAAAUGUUGUUACAACAUGAACUUCAACUGCAAGAAUGGAAAGAUAAGUUAAAAUUAAAAAUCACUGCUCAAGACACAUCCAUUUCUCCUGAACUAAGUUUUUCGGAAGACUAUUUUGUAGGUGAGGGUGAAGAAUUUGACAUUUCAUUGUUACCUGACAGAGCAAUAUUACAGAUUUUCUUCUACCUCAGUUUGAGAGAUGUGAUAAUAUGUGGUCAAGUUAAUCAUGCCUGGCUGUCAAUGAUACAGAUGAGUUCAUUGUGGAAUGCUAUUGACUUUUCCACAGUGAAAAAUGUGAUUACAGAGAAAUACGUUGUGUCUACUUUGCAAAGGUGGCGUCUCAAUGUGCUGCGUUUGAAUUUCCGUGGCUGUCUUUUCCGACCAAAAACUUUCAGAUCUGUUAGCCACUGUAAAAACUUGCAAGAGUUAAAUGUCUCUGACUGCUCAACACUCACAGACGAAUCAAUGAGACACAUUUCUGAGGGCUGCGCGGGGGUCCUGUUUCUCAAUCUGUCUAACACAAAUAUCACCAACAGGACGAUGAGACUCCUGCCAAGGCAUUUCUACAACUUACAGAAUCUUAGUUUGGCUUAUUGCAGAAAGUUCACAGACAAAGGCUUACAGUACCUGAACUUGGGGAAUGGAUGCCACAAGCUCAUCUAUCUGGACCUCUCCGGCUGCACCCAGAUUUCAGUUCAAGGCUUCAAGAACAUUGCGAAUAGCUGCUCUGGAAUUAUGCAUCUGACCAUCAAUGACAUGCCAACUCUGACAGACAACUGUGUAAAAGCUUUGGUUGAAAAGUGCUUUCGUAUUACAUCAAUAGUUUUCACUGGAGCACCACAUAUCUCCGAUGGUGCUUUCAAAGCUCUUUCUACUUGCAACCUCAGAAAGAUCCGAUUUGAAGGAAAUAAAAGGAUUACUGACACAUGCUUCAAAUUUAUGGGUAAGAAUUUUCCAAAUAUGAAUCACAUUUACAUGGUGGACUGCAAAGGAGUAACAGACAGUAGCCUCAGGGCGCUUUCACCUUUGAGGCAACUGACCAUGCUGAAUUUGGCAAAUUGUGUAAGAAUUGGUGAUGUAGGACUAAGGAAUUUUCUUGAUGGUCCUGCGAGCAUAAAUAUAAGAGAACUAAAUUUAAGUAACUGUGUGCACCUGAGUGAUACCUCUGUUGUGAAACUAUCAGAGCGCUGCCCUAAUUUAAACUACUUGAGUUUACGAAAUGUUGAACAUUUGACUCACCUAGGAAUUGAACAUAUUGCAUACAUCCUUUCCUUGGUAUCAGUAGAUCUCUCUGGAACAGACAUCUCUAAUGAGGGUUUGGUGACACUUUCCAGACAUAAAAAAUUGAAAGAACUUUCUCUGUCCGAGUGUUACAGAAUCACUGAUGUUGGAAUUCAGGCAUUCUGCAAAAGCUCACUGAUCUUGGAACUCUUGGAUGUCUCUUAUUGCUCCCAGCUGUCAGAUGAGAUUAUUAAAACGUUGGCCAUUUACUGCCUUAAGCUCACGUCUCUCAAUAUUGCUGGCUGUCCAAAGAUUACUGACUCAGCGAUAGAGAUGUUGUCAGCAAAAUGCCGUUACCUGCACAUUUUGGACAUUUCUGGUUGUGUCCUGCUUACUGACCAAAGCCUUGAGGAUCUUCAGAUAGGCUGCAGACAACUCCGGAUCCUUAAGAUGCUAUACUGCAGACAGAUUUCCAAGGAGGCAGCUGACAGAAUGUCAUCUGUAGUUCAGCAGCAGGAAUAUAGCUCUAAUGACCCUCCACAUUGGUUUGGAUAUGAUUGUGAAGGCAAGACUCUUACAGAAGAGAAUCGGGAUACAACACCAUCUAAGGAGGCCUUAGACUUGACACUGAAAGAGUCUCUACUCAGUAGUGAAGAGGAAGCAGUAUGACCUUCGGCCUCAAGCAGGAAGAACAAAAAGAUCUAGAACUUGGCAACUUUUUCUUCUUUUGAUGCAAGUAUUUUAACUCAAUAACAAUAUAAACAAGCAACAAAUCAU